Molecule: messenger RNA, 3023 nt
Organism: Phycodurus eques (leafy seadragon)
Lineage: Eukaryota; Metazoa; Chordata; Actinopteri; Syngnathiformes; Syngnathidae
Gene: tnfsf10
Product: TNF superfamily member 10
Exons: 6
Coding region: 525-1280 (251 amino acids)
Biological process (GO): immune response
Cellular component (GO): membrane
Molecular function (GO): tumor necrosis factor receptor binding
Source: RefSeq, a predicted model, not a curated record
UCCCAAGCUGGGCGUCGCGCUGCUGCUGGCCGUCCUGCUGCAGGCCGUCGUCGUCGCCGUCACCGUGCUCCACUUCAGCGCCUCGCUCGACGCCGUAAGUCCGCCGCCGCGCUCGCCGACGACGUCAAAUGCAUUCAAGUCAGCAAAGAAAGAAAACUCCACGUACAAGCAAAUACAUGAGAACAACAACAACAACAACGACGACAGCGACAGCAACUUCCAAUGGACUUCAUUUGAACUUGUACAUCGUGAUUCAAAUGUCUUAUAGCGAUUCGAUGAUUUGCCAGAAGAGGGGAAAAUUACGCGAAAAUUAAUCAUCACAUGAAGUACUUUGCCCCCCACCCCCCCAAGUGUCCAUUUAAACGAGCGAGUCAGGCAAUGAGCACAUGAGGAAGUAAAUCAGUGAGUUCAUAAGUCAGGAGGCCAUCAAGUUAGGGACACAAAUUGAGUGAGUCAAUCAGUAACUGAGGAAGUCGACAAUUGAAGAAUUCAGUGACUUAGUGAGUAUGGAAGUCACUACUUAGAUGAAGGAGACGUUCGCCAGGAGCAGCGUGUCGUGCCUGAAAGGUUGGGAUGCGCAGAGCGUCUCGGCGGUGGAGGCGCAAGGCGAUCCCUGCUGGCAGGUCACGCAGCAGCUUCGCCAACUCAUCGAGAAGUCGUUGUCGCAACGCUACCAGAAGCAGAUCUCGUCAGCGGUGAGAGAUGAAGUGUCUCGGGUUCUGCCCUCGCUGGUGCCAGAGGACAGCACGUUGCCGCGGCCCAAAGUCGCCGCUCACGUCACCGGAAGCUUCGCGCCCAAACUGCAGGGAGGAGGAGGAGGAGGAGUUGCAGCAACGGCGGGCGCCCGGCGCGUCCACGGACAGAAGAUUUCGUGGUGGGAGGGCGAGAAGGGUCUGGCCUUCCUGCAGGACGUUCAGCUGGUGGAUGGCGAGCUGGUGGUCCCGCAGCCCGGCCUCUACUACGUCUACGCCCAGACCUACUUCAGACACACUCACUCCCUGGACCAGGACGGCCCGGAGGAGGGCGACGAGGACAGAGGACGACCUCUGCUGCAGUACAUCUACAAAAAGGUGAGUACCUACCCGGUUCCCAUCCUGCUGAUGAAAACCAGCCGGACCUCCUGUUGGUCCCGGGACUCCCAAUUCUCGCUGCACUCGGCCCACCAGGGGGGGCUCUUCCCUCUCAGCCCCGGGGACCGCCUCUUCGUCACAGUGACCAACGUGUCCGCGGUGGACAUGGACGAGAGGAGCAGCUUCUUCGGGGCCUUCCUUAUUAGCUAGGCCACAGGGGGGGGCGCUGUCGCACAAUAGAGACCACCUGAUGAACCCGUCAAUCAGAACUUGUUGGACAUGAAAUGCGAAGACGUUCCGAACGCGGGGGCAGCGUUAAGUUAUGACGUGAAGUGAGGUGGCGGUGGACACGGUGAAGACUCCCAAACGUUUUUUAAAAUUGCGAAAAAUGAAAGUUUUUCCUACCCAUCUCAGCCACAAGGAGGCGACCCUACACAACAAAAGACAAGUACGACAAUCAGAAAGUUGACCUACCAGUGAGGGCAGAGUGCGCUAGUACAUGGAAACUCGCUUAGAAAUCAAGGCUAUCGACUACAUGCUCGAACGGCUUCCCAUAGUACGACUUUUCAAGUCCAAUUCACAGGUUGGCUACUUGCUGCUAACUAACAUCCAUUUCUUCAACAAAUCCUAAUCAUCGUAGCCUAAACAAGCAAGCAUGAGAUGCCUGGAAAAAACAACAAAAAACUAUAUAUAUAUAUAUAUAUUUUUUUUUUUUUAAUUUGAGCAGUUUGGCUGCUUUGUACAAAGCACUUCAAAUUAUCUGGUCAAGGUUGUUCCUUUUAGCAGCGAAAAACCAAAAUCCUCAGCAUCUGAGAAACAUUUGUGUCCAGUGUUGAAUGUUAAAAUGUAAAUAAUGAGCUUUGUUUCUAUUUGUUGAUCGCUCACAUCCAUAAGAUGGAGGCCAUAAGAAAUGAAAAGCAAUUUUCUCACCUUUUACAAGCACUUCAAGUAGUUUGUGAAAAGAUUUCAGCAUCUAAAAAAAGUUUGGUUUCAGGUGUUCAUCUGCGUCGACGGGAAGAUGUUAACAAUUGGCCUCUUCUUGUGUGUUUAUGUUUCCAUGUGUAUCUGCUAAACACGCAACUUGGACCGAGCAUGUGUGUUAAAUCUUAUCAGCUGCAUAUUCAUAGCCAAGCGUCCCACAGUCGUGAAUGCAGCGGUGUUGACGUACGUUUCAUUGUUUUUUAAAGGUUCUUUUCAAUGGAAGAUUACUGCUGACGCCCUGGUUCAAUGUGGAGUAAAACGAGCACAGUUAACGCCCACAUACUUGCGGAUCGGCAUUCGCAAAAUUGCUUUUGUUUGGAACCUAUCCCCCUCUAUUUGCUGAAAAAACUCAACUAUUUGCUGAUUUUGGCUCAGGCCAAAGCCAUGUCUAAUAAAAAAACUUUGCUUUGGUGCCAUUUUGAGGGCAAGGACCUAUGUUGUAGUAAGUGGAGGAACUUCAUUUUGUCAGGCCAAAGUGCUUUUCUGCCAUUUUGUGGCAUCUGAAGGGAAUUACAAACCUUUGUGGAGAACAUCAAUUACUUGUGGAUUUUCACUAUUAGCAGCUGGUCAAAAGUCAGGUCAUGUGAUAAAAUAAAGUCCAUCCAUCCAUUUUCUGAGCCGCUUCUCCUCACUAGGGUCGCGGGCGUGCUGGAGCCUAUCCCAGCUAUCGUCGGGCAGGAGGCGGGGUACGCCCUGAACUGGUUGCCAGCCAAUCGCAGGGCACAUACAAACAAACAACUGUUUGCACUUACAUUCACACCUACGGGCAAUUUAGAGUCUCCAAUUCAUGCACGUUUUUGGGCUGUGGGAGGAAACCGGAGUGCCCGGAGAAAACUCAAAUAAAGUCAAACAAAGUAAUAAGAGAACAUAAACAAUCAAUAGAAAUGGCUGCUGUAAAUAAUGUGAAUGUAAAUAUGUUUUAUCUGUAAAUGUGUGCAAUAAAGACUUUGUGACUUUAUAAUUACAAAUUAU